This is a messenger RNA of Ruditapes philippinarum (Manila clam), 978 nucleotides long. Its product is annotated as protein serrate-like. Gene Ontology annotation, molecular function: calcium ion binding; Notch binding. The coding region runs from base 96 to 965 and encodes 289 amino acids. The transcript has 8 exons. Gene Ontology annotation, biological process: Notch signaling pathway. The record is from RefSeq and is a predicted model, not a curated record. NCBI's taxonomy places the organism in Eukaryota, Metazoa, Mollusca, Bivalvia, Venerida, Veneridae.
CUCUUCGUGUUAUCGACGGACCAUGCAAUAAGAUAAAUCGUAAAUUAGAGUUUGUAAGACCAACUUUACCCAAUUUUUCAAGAUCAUCAUUCAGAAUGGCUGAGAUAAUUCGCCAUCUUCCGGUGGCUACUGGAUUUUACCUGCACACUGACGGCGCUUACAAUAUAAGUGAGGCUGAGAUAAUUAUGAGUGGAGCGAUGUUUUUCAACUACUCUUAUUUCCCGGAUGACCAGAGGGUGACUCUGAACAGGUCAAAUGUUGUCAGAGUUGGUGUCAACUGGCGGCCUCAUAUUCCAGAUCAAAUCGGCUCUCAGCAGUACUGUGUUUGGGGUGUAGACAUGUUUGGGAUUACGACGGACCCAAGAUGUGUAACAAGUCUAGUUGGAGAUGACGACGAUCACUGUGCAACGGGAGCGGUGUCAUGUGAGAAUAAUGGCAAGUGUAUAAACAUAUUCAAAGUUCCAGAGGAGAAAUGUAAAUGUACACCGGGAUAUAAGUCUAAAAAUUGCUCACAAGUGGUGCGAUGCGUUGACAACCCCUGCGAAAACAAUGGAACAUGUACAGACGAGCCAAAUGGAUUUAAGUGUGAUUGUAAAUCAGACUAUACGGGUAUUAUGUGUCAAUCAAAAGUGCAACCCUGUGGUUCAAAUCCAUGCCGCAACGGAGGUAUUUGUUUGGAUAUGCAAAAUGCAUUUAUGUGUCUCUGUGCUUCGACGUAUGCUGGGGAAAUGUGUGAACACUUCCAACCUAAACAAUCAGAGAACGCAGCAGACGACACAUUUCUGUCGUGGAUUUUACCAAUAACGAUUGCAAGUACUGCCGCUGUGGCGUUGGUUACUGGCAGUUGUCUUUUUCUAACAGGCGUUUACAAAAAAACUCCAAAGAAUAAAACACAAGUGAAACCGAAUGACCAUGAAGUUUACCGGGUAUCUAUGUCCGAAAUCACUCCAGUUGAAGAGUGGUAAAUAUUACACGACA